This is a messenger RNA of Aspergillus melleus, 4521 nucleotides long. RefSeq lists its product as uncharacterized. Gene Ontology annotation, cellular component: membrane. The record is from RefSeq and is a predicted model, not a curated record. Lineage: Eukaryota; Fungi; Ascomycota; Eurotiomycetes; Eurotiales; Aspergillaceae. The transcript has 6 exons. Bases 1 to 4521 code for a protein of 1506 amino acids.
AUGGCCGCCGUCGCAUCUCAGCCCCCGAUGAACGGGGAUUCCAAGGCACCCCCUCCUCCUCCUCCUCCUCCUCCUCCUCCACCACCACCACCACCACCACCUCCGCCGCCGCCGCCGCCUCCUCCUUCCAAUGGCGCAUUGCGCCCAACAGUCCUACAUACCCGUCAACUAGCUCAACUUCCCAAACCAGUUGACAUGGACACGGAGGACGACUCUGAAUCGGAUGUCAGAAGCUCAGAUAUGCCCCGCACGCACCCUAAACCAUCCAAGGCCGACCCUCCCGCGCCAAAAACACAGGAUGUGGACCGCUCGUUCUCCGCUCGAGCUAAAGACCUUUCUCGGAAGGCGAGCCUAGAUUCGGUGGAGAAACCAGUCUCACCUGAGCCUCCAGUAUCGCCUGAACCUUCAUCAUCGCCGGAGCCUUCUAUCUCACCUAAACCUCCAGUAUCACCUGAACCCCCUGCAACUCCUGAACCGCCAGUCUCGCCUGAACCGCCAUCAUGGCCUGCGUCUCCAACAUCGCCUGAGCCCCCAGCAUCGCCUGAGCCGCCAGUCUCGCCAAAGCCCGUGGUUUCACCAGAGCCGCCGGUCUCGCGAAAACCUCGAGCUGUAAAUGAUGAAUUUACGCCGGGGGAUGAUGGUGCUGUCGUACGCAAGGCAUCGGUAUCCAACAGUAACGGUCAGCCGAAGCCUGUAAAACGGUCGGAUACGAUCCGUUCUACGUCGGAGCAGCAACGAGACUGGGCUUCAGACCGAUCGCCUCUCCAAAAGCUGGAGGUCACGCUGAACGGAAUCAGUAAAGAAGAGAAACGAGCCCGAGUCCAAGAAGCAGAGAUGAGACUCAAAGAACGCAUGGCUCGCCAACAGAAUGGCGGCAAGAAACAUCCACCCCCCGCGGCAAGAAAAUCCCAGCGCAGAUCCACACGGGAUGACCCCGAUGCUGGAGCUGGAGUCUCCCAGAGACCUAGAGCCGAAAGAUCGGCGAUGCCACCGCAGCCUGUGCAACCACCCCCAAGGCGAUCCGAUCAUCGGCGGUAUGCCUCCGAGGGGGUCGAAGAUAUGGAUCACCGCGAACACAGACCGGUCGACAGGUCGAAAUCCACUCGCAGCAGAGGACCGUCUUAUCAAUACUCACAGUACCCGGAUGACAGACCUACUGCUGCUCCCAUUAUCAAAACAGGCAGUGCCCCGAGACGAUCAGUGUCUGUAAGCCAUCAGGCUGGUGGUAAUCGUGCCGACCCGCGCUCGAUCAAUCAACCCAUCCAUCGGGACAGCAGAUUUCCCAGCAACGCCCCCAUGCCUCGCGUGAUUCCAACGCAAGAACCCCCUCAAGUCGCGCCCGCGGCACAUGCUGAUGUUCAAACCUGGGGAAAUUCACCCUACGGCCACCCUAGGGCCGCCCCGAAUCGAGCGAGGGCGCAAUCAAUGAAGAAAAAGGAUGUACCCCCCAUGGGAAUCCCACCUCAGCAGGCUCGCAGAGGCUCAUAUGCAGCCGACAACUCCGUUACAUCUGAUCCAAUGAGUCCCGAUUCUGACCAAAUGACGGCGCCGUUCGAGAACGAACCGCCCCCGCAGCCCAGGGCUAAAAAGCAGACGGUUUCAUUCAACGUGCCGCCGCCCACGCCCCCUCCCCUUUCAGAAUGGAGGACAGCACCGAUCGCAAGGCUUGGAGCCUCCGACUUUGAAUUUCAACAUUUCGACAAGGAUCGGAGUAAGGCGUGGUGGGAAGGCGGAGGCAAUAAUCGCCGACGGAGCAGAGCGCUGCCGAACAAUUAUCAGAAGCCCCCGGCUCAGAGAUUGACUUCAAGACUAAAUCGCUUUCAACCUCAGCUUUUCUUAAAGUGUGGCCCGUUGCUUCGCUAUGCUGGACUGAAGCGGGUGCGAAUCGACAGCCCCAAGGGUCCGUUUGACAAGGAGACGUGGAGGGGUAGUAUCCUGAUUGUGACCAAGGAUUCCCGCUCUACUUACGAACCAGCGCCUACGUUAAGACUGUUUUCCCAGCCAAUGGAUCUCUUGCCGCCUCCGCCAGCUGAAGUCAGCGGCGAAAAUGCUCAGCUUCCUCCCGAAUACGUCGAUCCGACCGCCGGACUUAUGAAGCUAGGUCGCGACGGUAGGGCUCUCUACGUAAAACCCGUGGAACACACCGAGGAAGAAGUGGAUCUGUCGCAGGUGGAAAAUGAUGACGGCAUCUACGAAAUGUCCCCUAGCAUCAUUGAUUACAGCGAGGGUAUGAAACAGCCGAUACCUGCCAAUAGGCUCCACCAGGUGGACGGAGAGACGGCCGAAGCAUAUAAGGAUAUUGCGGGUGCUCGCCUCUAUGCCGACCCCGGGAGAGAUGUCACCUUCUGGAGAUUCAACCUGGAAAUCGAGCUAGGACCGACCCAGCAACGGGUCGCCUAUCGUCUCAACCAGGGCCCGGCUUUGGGAUUCUGGGUGCCUGCAAGAGGACAGUCGAUGAAUAUCAUGUUCCACACCUGCAACGGCUUCAGUCCCGGCGUCGACUCCGACAGGCUCUGCGGACCGGACCCUCUGUGGCGAGAUGUCCUCAACGAGCAUCAGACGCGCCCUUUCCAUGCCAUGAUCGGUGGCGGAGAUCAAAUCUUCAAUGAUCAAAUAACUACGGAAUCGACCCAUUUCCAGGAAUGGGUGAAGAUCAAGAACGUGCACGAGAAGUACGAAGCUCCGUUUACUCCGGACUUCCGAGCGGAACUGGAGACCGCGUUCCUUGAGCGCUAUUCCACGUGGUUCUCGCAAGGACUCUACUCGCUAGCAAACUCGCAGAUCCCCACGAUCAACAUGUGGAACGACCAUGAAAUCAUCGAAGGAUUUGGAUCCUACUCCGACGAGUUCAUGGGCACACCUGUGAUCUCCGGACUGGGCAACAUCGCGUACAAAUACUACUUGCUCUUCCAGCACCACAGUGUUCCGGAAGAGACCGAGGCGGAAGAGCCGAGCUGGUUGCUUGGAGCACAACCAGGGCCGUAUAUUAACCAACGCAGUCGCAACCUGUUUAUGUCCUUGGGCGACGGAGUGGCUCUUCUUGGAUUGGACUGCAGAACGGAACGAAUGAGCGACGAGAUCCUCAGCGAGCAGACAUGCGACUUGAUCUGGGACCGAUGCCACCGUGAAAUCGUCAGAGGCGAGACCAAACACUUGCUGGUUUUGUUAAGCAUUCCGCUGGCAUAUCCCCGAGUAGCUAUGGUGAAGAACAUAUUGAACAGCAGAAAAUCACUCGGUAAAGCCGGCAUGUUGGGUGGUUUGGUCAACAAGAAUGGCGGCAAGGUCGAAAUCUUCGACGACCAUUGGACGGCGAAAAAUCAUAAAUCCGAGCGCACUUACUUGAUCGAGGAUCUUCAAGAUCUUGCGGCAGACAAAUCUGUGCGGGUGACCAUUCUGAGUGGUGACGUGCAUCUGGCUGCCAUCGGCGAGUUUUACUCAAACCCGAAACUGAACGUCCCCAAGGAUAGGGAUUAUCGAUACAUGCCCAACAUCAUCUCCUCGUCCAUUGCGGACAUGCCCCAGACGGACGUGGUCUCGGAUACGCUCAACAAGCGUAACCGAGUGCACCAUUUGGAUACUAAUACUGACGAAGAUAUGAUUUCUAUGUUCACUCACGACGUUAACAACAAGCCGCGGAAUAACAAGCGACUGCUUCCCCGGCGUAACUGGUGUGCCAUCCGAGAAUAUCAACCUGGAUCUACACCACCAGGAACUCCGGAAAUGGAAGCUCUUUCCCUUGACGAACCUCGUCCGAAUAAGCUCCAAAGAACACUCUCGCUCAACCGUGGGGACCGACCCCAUGGCAGUGGUGGUGGUGGUAGCGGCGGCGGCUUGUUCCGUCGACUGUCGCAGCGAGGCAAACCACCCACCAAGGAUUUCAACCUUGGAGGACAACCCAACGGCCGACGAAUGAGUAUGGAUGGCCCAUUCCCGCCCGCGGAGACCGGAGACUCGUACUAUGAGCAGUCUGCCGAGUUCCGGCCGGGUCCCUUCAUGCGACGACCGACCAACCUCAGCCAGAAGGCCGCCAAGAGAGCCGCGAAACACGGCGACGACGGUACCGGCGGCUUUGUCAACCUGGAGGGUGGACUGGCGAUCACGCUGAACCUCGAAUUGAACCCGCGCGACCCCUCCGGCAUCACCACGCCGUACAAGAUGCUCGUACCGAUGCUCCGCUUCGAGGGCACCGAGUACGAUCCCCCCGCCACGCCGGUCGCCAAGGGAUGGAGAAAAUGGCUGGGAGUGCGCCGAAAGAAGGCGGACCGUCACGCAGUGGCCGAAGAUACCGAAGCCGAAAUGGCGACUGACGAAGAACUUGAAGAUGAGGACGAUGACUACGAUGACUACGACAACCGGGGAGGAGGAGUAGGAGGCGGUCAGAGACGAUCUAGCGGACGGGACUAUUACGACGGGGCUGGCAUGCCUCCGGAGACGUUGGUCCCGAUGGGCGCAGGUGGAGCGGAGGACGAGGAUGGCGUCAGAGCGGCACCAAGGCGAAAGAAAUGGUUUGGGCUGGCCUGA